Molecule: messenger RNA, 5126 nt
Organism: Racocetra persica
Lineage: Eukaryota; Fungi; Glomeromycota; Glomeromycetes; Diversisporales; Gigasporaceae
Source: the annotation of a GenBank genome assembly
GUAAUCAACUUACUAAUUUAAUUUUACCCAAUGAUUGCUCUGGUCUUACUAAAUUAGAUUGUAGCAAUAACCAGUUAAUCAAACUUAGUUUAGCAGUUCUUAAUAAAGAAACCUUGAAAGAGUUAGAUAUUAGCAACAAUAAUUUCUCCCCUUCCGUUCUCUCCAUAUUUACCCCUUUUACUAAUUUAGAAAUUCUAAAAAUAGGCAACGAUAAUACUAAGAAAAUAAAACAAAAUAUUUAUAAUCGCUUUCAAGGUAGUCUAGAGCCUUUAAGAAAUCUCAUUAAAUUAAGAGAACUUCAUAUCUCCAAUACCGACCUAAAUGAAGUAAAUAUCGAGCAAUUACCCCAAAGUUUAGAGAAAAUUGAAUACUCUACUGAUAAAAGACCUGAUUGUAAGUUAAAACAAAUUGCUACUCAAUUAAGUAAGUACCAAAAAUUUUCAACUAAAUAUCCGGCUGCCAAAGCAGACCAAACUAAAGUCAUUGACUUCUCGCCAAAGUCUAACCUAAAAAAGAUAAGUCAACAAUCAGUCAAGAAUAUUACCUUAGAAACAGAAAAACCUCAACUAAGUUAUUCAACCAAAAAAAAUAAUGAAGAAUUAUUAAAAGAAAUAGCAACCGCUAACAAUUUAGCCAAGGAAACUUUUUGGCAACAAACUAUCUCUGGUCUAGAAAAGCAAAUAAAUCUGCUCAAAUUAAAUAUCGAAAAUUACCUACAAGAAAUUAGUCAGUUGCAAAAAGAUUUUACUAAACUUCAGACUAAUUUAACUCAGUUAUAUGAAUUACAAAAGGAGCUGGGACAAUUGCAGUUAGAGAAAAAGAUAGAAGAUAAUGCUGAAUUAGAGAAAUUGAGAAAAGAAUUCGCUAACCAGAAUGAAGAAAGCGAUGAGGAAGUUGAGUCUCCUAAUGAAAAUUACCCCCAAGAAGAAAGAGAAAAUACCAAAGAAUUACACAUCAGCAAAAACCUAGAAGGAGAACUAGAUUUAUCAGAAUUUACUAAUUUAAAAAAGAUUUAUAUUUCUUAUUUUGUGGAUGAAGACGAGUUGGAAAUAAAAGAUAAAGGAAAAUAUGAAGAUAAAUUUGUUAAAUUAGUAAAUGCUCAGGAGUAUUUGGAAAAAUAUUUAGAGGAGAAGUAUCCUGGGAAAGAGAAAAGCGAAAUAACCGGGACAUUAUAUAUUAAUGAUAAAAACUUGGAGGAUGAUUUAAAAAUUGAAGGUUUUUCUAGUUUAGAAAAAUUGGAUUGUAAUAAAAAUAAACUCACUAGUUUAGAAAUAAUUGGCUGUCCAAGAUUAAAAAUGCUUCAUUGUGGUUUUAAUCAACUAGGUAGUUUAGACUUAACUAAUUGUGAAAAGUUAGAAGAACUUAAUUGUACUAACAAUAAACUUGCCAGCCUGGACUUGAGUAAUUUAACUAGUUUAAAAAAAUUCCAUUGCCAAAAUAAUUUUUUAACUGAUAUAGACUAUUCAGUUCUAAACUCAGAAGAGUUGAUUGAACUAAAAAUAGGAAAUAAUAACCUCUCUGAACAAGAUUUAGAAGAAUUUAGCGGCUUUACUAAUCUACAAGUUUUGUGGAUAGGUAAUAAUAGCGACUAUGAUAACAAAAUAGAUGAAAACAAGUAUAACCGUUUUGUUGGUAGUUUAAAGCCGUUAGAAAAAUUGACCAAGUUGAGGGAGUUAGAGAUUAGCAAUACUGAUAUAGAUUCAGGUUUAGAAUAUUUGCCUGAGAGUGUGAAAACUCUGAAAUGUGAGGUUGUAUCCGAUGAGUUCCAAACUGAAAAAAAAAAAGAGAAGAAUGAAAAAAUAAAUUGUUUGCUAGCAGGGAAAUUAGUGAACAAAAGAAAAGACAUUACAAAGUUGGACAUAAGUGGUAAGAGUCUAGAAGGUUUAUUAAAAUUAAACGGUUUUGUUGGUUUGAAAGAACUAAAUUGUUCUAAUAAUAAGUUGACUGGUUUAGAUUUAAGUUUCUGUUCAAAGUUGUCUAGAAUUCAAUGUUCUUCCAAUGAACUAAAUGAUAAUAAAUUUUUAGUUAAUUUGCCUAAUCUUCAGAACUUAAUAUACUUAGACAUUAGUGAUAAUAAUUUUCAGCCGCAAAAUCUAUCUUUUCUAGAAAAGUUAACAAAUUUAGAAGAACUACGCUUAGGAACAUCUAAAAAAGAAAGAGUGAGGGGGGACAAGUAUAAUCGCUUGACAAGUUCUUUAGAGUCUUUAAAAAGCAUGAAAAAGUUAAAAAUUUUAGACAUUAGCAAUACCGAUAUUGAAAAUGGUCUAGACUCUUUACCCAAAAAUGUAGAAGAAAUUUACUGUUCUACUAAGGAAAGACCAGAAAGCAGAGUGGGCAAUAUAAGUAAUUUGCUAAAAGAGAAAAAGUCCGAUUUUGCUUUUAUUGAUGAAACUGAACUAAACAUCGGCAAAAAAUUACUUGAGGGUCACUUAAGUUUAAAAGGUUUCAAUAAUUUAGAAAGGCUUUAUUGUCACGAUAAUUAUCUAACUGACAUCAAUUCACUAUUAUCUGAGUUAAAUCCAGAAAAACUAAAAUCAUUAAGCCUGUAUGAUAACAAUUUUUCAGAAAGUGAUUUAGAACCUUUUAGUGAAUUUGUUAAUUUAGAAGUGUUGAUCAUCUCCGGUAACCUUUUUAGAGAGGAUCAUGAACAAGACAUUGCUAACCGUUUUGUUGGGUCGCUUCAACCGUUGCAAAAAUUAAUCGGACUAAAACCAGGAGCUAAAGUAGAAGCAAUCUCUGCCCAACUUCGUGAUUAUGGAUCAGAUGAAAGGGAAAAAAUAAAAAAGUUGAAUAUUGUUAGCAAAGGUUUAGAAGGCUCUUUAAACACAAGCAGUUUCAAGGAUUUAACAGAUUUAAAUUGUUCAAAAAAUAAACUAACUAGUCUAGAUAUUAAUGAUUGUUUAAAUUUAAAAGUGCUUAACUGCGAGAAUAAUCAAAUUACCAAGUUGGAUUUAACUGGACUAAAUGAACUAGAAAAUCUUUCUUGUAAUGAUAACCUUAUCAAAGAAUUCGAUGCUGCUUGCUUAAAUCCAGAAAAACUUACUAAUUUAAGCCUAAAAAAUAAUUUUUUAUCGGAACAAAAUAUAUCAGUUUUUAGUAAAUUUACUAAAUUAAAAGAAUUGUCAAUUGGCAAUGACAAUAAAGAGAAGAUUGAUGAGGGAAUAUAUAAUCGCUUUGUUGGUUCUCUAAAUUCCUUAAAAGAUCUAACCAAGUUAGAAAGUUUACAUAUUUCCAAUACUGAUAUUAAUGAAGUAGAUAUUGAAAAGUUGCCCAAAAGUUUGAAAGUAAAUGGAACUUAUUGUUCUGCCACAGAAAGGCCAGAAAAUAAGGUAAAAGAUAUUCAGGAGAAGUUGUAUAAUUAUCUUACUAAGAAAAGAUUGAAUGAAAUGUAUCCUGACAGGUCUGCCAAAGCACUAGACAAUCUUCGUUAUGAAGAACUAAAAGGCCAUUUAGACUUGAGUGAGUAUAGGAGUUUGGAGGAAUUAAAUUGCAGUAAUAACCAGUUGACUAGUUUAGAUAUAAGUAAGAAUACUAAACUCAAAAAAAUUAAUUGUUCUAAUAAUCAGUUUACAACUCUAAAUCUUGAGAACUUACCUAGUUUGACUGAAUUCAACUGCAGCAAUAAUGACAAAUUAACUGAAGUGCAAGGCAUUGAGGAUUGCAAUGAAUUAGUCUCUCUGGACUCUGAAAACAAUAGUUUUCCAGGUGAGACAAAAAAAAUGUUAGAAAAAUUAAAAAGUGCAAUCGAGUUUACUGAAAAUAAGGGCAAAAAAAGAAGGGAUAUUAAAGAAUUGGAUAUUAGUGGUGAAGAAUUAACUGGUGAAUUGAAUUUAAAAGGCUUUGAUUCAUUAAAACACUUAAUCUGUCGUGAUAACCAGUUAAUAAGCAUUGACUUAAGUGAGUGCAAGGAAUUAGAAAUUAUUGAUUGUAGAAGAAAUAAAUUAAAAAAGAUAAAAUUUAGCGAUGCUUAUCCUUUGAAACUAAAAAAAUUUCGUGGAUCUGACAAUGCAUUUAAAAAGUUAAAAAGUAUCAUUAGCAACAUAGACACUGAAAAUUUAACCUACUUCGACGUUAGCAACAAUGAAAUUUCCGGUGGUAAGUUAAAUGAUUUCGCUGAAUUUAAAAAUUUAAAAAGUCUGUUUAUUGGUAGUAAUGAUGGAGAUAAAAGUAAUAAGUUUACUGGCUCUUUAGAAGAUUUAAAAGAACUAAAUGAACUUCUUGAAAUUGAUAUUCGCCAAAAAGUAUAUUAUGUAACCAAAAAAGAAAAUAAAGCCAACACUGAGGGUGAGAAGGAUGGAAAAAGAGGCAAUUUUUCUAAAGAUGGCGAGCAAAAAAAUGAUAAUGAACGUUAUUAUGUUAAAGAAAAUAAUUUCUAUGAUAUCAAAAAUUUGCGGAGUAGCAAAAUAUCUGACGGUGCCGAAGUAAAAGUAAUAUUAAAAACUCCACUUUUAUCGGAGGACAAAAAGCAUAAAAUAGGUGUAACUAAAGAUAGUUACGAAUUUAAAGAAGAGUUGUCAUUAAGUGAUUUACCGCUUAGGCUUUGUCAUAUUAGUGGUAAGGCAUUUGAGCUUUUCUCGAUCAAAAAAUAUUUUGAGAAAAAUGGUAUAGAAUCAGUUAGUUUUAAAGAUAAAGUUUUGACAGUUGAUUAUGAUGGUAAAGAAAAAAAGACAUUUUCUGGUGAAGACAUUAGUAAAGAAUUACAGGAAAUUAAAAAUUAUCUACAAAAAAAUAGAGAAGAAACUAUUAGAAAGCGAGUGCUUGAUUAUAACAAAGAAACAGAAAUAGCAAUAAAAAAAAGAGUGGACCCAGAAAAUGCCGAAAAAAGAUUAAGUCCAGGCGGAAUAAAAUCUCUAGACAAGGCUAUUAAAACAUUGAGGGUACUUAAUGAAUUUCAUGGUUUAAGCAUAAAAGGUAAUACUAAAGAGAAAGGUCAUGAAGUUUCUAAGAUGAGGGAUUAUUAUGGUAAUGCCACGGUAACUUUGAUAGCAAUACACGCUGAGGUUGGUGAGAAAAAUAUCAGAGACCUGUUAAAAUCUUUUGACAAAGGAGAAAGUGGACUUAUUUAUCCUAAUGAAAUAAUCAAAAACUCUUUACCUAUUUUAGAAAAAAUAAUUGGCUCUGAGUGA